Messenger RNA from Pseudocercospora fijiensis CIRAD86, 1305 nucleotides. RefSeq lists its product as uncharacterized. The coding region runs from base 1 to 1305 and encodes 434 amino acids. The record is from RefSeq and is a predicted model, not a curated record. Lineage: Eukaryota; Fungi; Ascomycota; Dothideomycetes; Mycosphaerellales; Mycosphaerellaceae. The transcript has 3 exons. Gene Ontology annotation, molecular function: peroxidase activity.
AUGAAGUUCACCACCUCCCAAGUCCUUUUGGCUGCGGCCGCUCCAUUGGCCAAUGCCUUCCCAGCUGCUAUGCUGGAAAGGGUGGCCAGCGAUCCAGAGAUGGCCGCCCGUGCCCUCGAAAUCAACAACAUCAUCCAGAGACGACGAAAUGGCGAGCUCGAUGCUCGUCAGGCUGGUGCUGAUGCUGCGACUGCAAUCUUCGAGCCCAGCAACACAUUCAACGCUGCAGAACAGUACAUCGAUGUGUCGAAGGGAAGCGGGCACGAGUAUGUGGCUCCAGGUCCAGGUGACCUUCGAGGGCCUUGCCCAGGUCUGAAUGCCUUCGCCAAUCACGGCUUCCUACCACACAACGGCUACGCCACUGUCCAGCAGUACAUCGACGCCACCGAGGCUGUGGUCGGCAUGGGACCACUGCUGGCCGGCUUCUUGUCCAUUCUCGGUGGCGCUAUCGACGGCGACCUCUCCUCAUGGAGUAUGGGAGGCACUCCAACCAUCGCUCAAGGUGGUGCGACCGGACCUCUCGGAAACGGUCUCAUCGGUUCGCACAACAAAUACGAAGGUGACGCCUCCCCAACCCGCCCAGACCUCUACCAAUCCGGCAACAACUACAAAACCGUAACCUCCCAAUUCCAAGACCUAAUCAACAACUCCCCGGGAACCGUAACCCUCAACUCCCUCACCGCUUUCCGCUCCAAACGUUUCGACGACCAAAUCGCUUCUAACAAAUACUUCUUCAACGGCCCCUUCACCGGCGUCCUCGUCCAACCCGCCGCCUACACCUUUAUCUUCCGCUUCAUGGCCAACCACUCCGAAACCGACCCCACCGGCCUGCUGAGCUACUCCACCAUCCAAUCCUGGUUCGGCGUCGAAGGAACAAACGGAAACUACAACGCCGUACAAGGCACGGAACGCAUCCCAGAAAACUGGUACCGCCGCGCCAAAGCCUACCCCUACGAAGUCGACUACUUCCUCGCCGACGUCCUGAACGCCGCCUCCCUGCACCCCAAAUUCCUCGACAUCGGAGGCAACACCGGCACCACCAACUCCUUCACCGGCGUCGACGUCGCCAACUUGACCGGGGGUGUUUUCAACGCGGGGACUCUGUUAAAGGGGAAUAAUCUCGGAUGUUUCGUGUAUCAGCUUUCGGCGCAGGCGAAACCUGAUGCUUUGCUGGGAGCUUUGAACGCGCUGACGGAUUUGAUCGGGACGCUGAUUGCGCCUUUGGGAUGUCCGCAGCUGAAGGGUAUUGAUGCGGGGCAGUUGGAGCGGUUUCCUGGGUAUAGUCAGAAGCCGGUUUAUGGGUAA